AUGCCUCAGGGUCCUGGCAUUAUCACGGCCACCGUGGCUAUCGCCAAAGAGCGUGCUGGCCGUAUCGGCCCUGGUCGCCAUCCGCGCAACCCUCCCCCUAACCUCAGCGAUGAUGCCCCUGACGUUUACGAAGCGAUCCUGCUUGCUCCUGGUGAAAGCAAGAUUGACGUUGAGGUCGACACCCGCCUCCCUUCUGCUGCUAUCUUUACCUUCCGCAAGGAAGACCACACCCUCGGCAACAUGCUGCGUCAGCGUCUUCUGAAGACUCCUCAUGUGAUCUUCGCGGCUUACCGCGUUCCUCACCCGCUGACUCCCGAGUUCCAGCUGCGUAUCCAGACUGAUGGCGAUAUAACUCCUCGUCAGGCUGUCGUCAACGCCUCCGAGGCUCUGAUUAAGGACCUGGGUAUCUUGUCUCGUGAAUUCACCAAGGAGUACGAGCUCCGCAAGGCUGCCAACGCCGCCAACCAGCAACAGCAGAACAUCGUUGAGUAA
Messenger RNA from Penicillium griseofulvum, 492 nucleotides. RefSeq names its product DNA-directed RNA polymerase II core subunit RPB11. Gene Ontology annotation, cellular component: RNA polymerase II, core complex. Bases 1 to 492 code for a protein of 163 amino acids. Lineage: Eukaryota; Fungi; Ascomycota; Eurotiomycetes; Eurotiales; Aspergillaceae. Gene Ontology annotation, biological process: transcription by RNA polymerase II. The record is from RefSeq and is a predicted model, not a curated record. Gene Ontology annotation, molecular function: DNA binding; protein dimerization activity. The transcript has 4 exons.